This is a messenger RNA of Folsomia candida, 3740 nucleotides long. RefSeq lists its product as uncharacterized. The record is from RefSeq and is a predicted model, not a curated record. The transcript has 14 exons. Bases 603 to 3464 code for a protein of 953 amino acids. Gene Ontology annotation, biological process: cell surface receptor protein tyrosine kinase signaling pathway; carbohydrate metabolic process; positive regulation of kinase activity. Lineage: Eukaryota; Metazoa; Arthropoda; Collembola; Entomobryomorpha; Isotomidae. Gene Ontology annotation, cellular component: signaling receptor complex. Gene Ontology annotation, molecular function: transmembrane receptor protein tyrosine kinase activity; ATP binding; hydrolase activity, hydrolyzing O-glycosyl compounds.
GUGCUUUUGUGUUUAUGUAAUUUUCUCGAAUGUCCUCUUUGACGCAUACCAACAAAUAUUUUCGUGGUCUUGUCACAGGUGUAAUCUAAAUAAAUACAUAUCAUGGAGAACAAUACAUAUAAUAACCAUAGUCUGAACCAAGAGUUAUUCAUUAAUUCAUAGCAAAUUAAUUGCAAUAAUAAUUAAUUUACGUUAUGGACCCAGAGUUACGAUACGUCGAAUGGAUAAGAAAGUCAGUGUUCUAAUCGUUACUUUAUGGGCUAAAUAAUUGUGUGAAUCAAUUGUCAUUCAUCUCGCUAGUCAAACAUUUUCAUCAUCAAUGAGUCAUUGAGCAUCCGACGCUAAACAAAAAUAGUUACUUUUUACUCUGACAAUAGAGAAGUGCCGUUCGAUGAGCUACAUAAAUAAAAUAAUAUGCUCAAACUAAAUAAAAGAUCAUGUGUCUAACAAAGUUAACAAACACACUUUUAUACUAAUAUGCAAAUAUGCAUGAACUACUCAUAGCAAAGUUGUGUCAUCGCGUUUUGUAAAAGUUGCUCUGUAGGUAGUGUGUCUGUGUUUUCUUACGAAAUCUUAAACUGCAAGAUUUUUUUUUCGCCAAAAUGUGUGAUUUGUGUUUAGGAAUUUUGCUAAUAAUUUUAGUGCAAAGUUCAACUAGAUUUUCCAUAUCAGCAGAUCAUAAUCAUGUCGCUGAAGCUGAGUGUGCAAUUCUCAGUGUUUAUGACAAACGAAACCAAUCAGUAAGUCAUAGUUCAAAUGAAGUUGAACAGCACUGUAAUCAUCGCAAUGUCACAAUUAGCUCAAAUUAUCUCAGUCGAGCCGAUUUUCUGUCACAAGUAUUCGGAACAUGUUUUAUUCAUGGAAAUAACCUCACUAUCAAUGUCAAGGAGAAUUGUGCACUUACAACGAACAUUGGAAAGGAAGAAGUGGUAUAUGAAACGGGAAGCCAAAAUAUCGUUGCGAUUUCGAACUUGUCGUCCUUUGUAAUAACCUCGUGUCAAUGUGCCCAGUUCAAAAAUGGUUCAGAGCUGGUUGGAAUAAUAUUCUCACCAUACGAUAAACAUGCUGUGAAGUGCAAGGAUACGGACGAAACUGAAAAAUCUUGUCUAUAUCCGGACCGAAAGAAACAUGUCAAUUGGUGGGACUAUUCCAAAGCAGAAAUAAUGAGACAAUUGGAACUCGUUGCAACGGAGUUCAGGACGAUAUCAACGUAUGGAAUUGGAACGGUUGCCAAAUCUUUGGAGCCGCCAGAAUUUAAUCAUGAUUGGCGAGAUGGACUCCCGAUCGCUCAAGUGCCGUUUAGCGUUGCCGAAAUAAAUAAGGAUGCAGGAUACCACAAAUUAAAGAUCAUUGUUGGAGCAUUCUCUCACGAGUCGUACACCAGUGAACAGUUCCAAGCCGAGGUUGACAACGCCGUGAUGGCUGCAAAAGAUGCUGAAAAUUCCUUUCCUGGGUCCAUCUCUGGGAUUUCGAUUCACUUCAACGUGCUUACCAUGCAAACAGAAGAACAUGUGCGUCUCGUGCAAAGGAGUAUGACCUCUGCUCGUGGAUACACUAAAACUGGUGGGAAAGUUGGGGUCAGAUUGGAAGAAUGCGACCUUGCUUUCAAGGAGCUUUACAACCGGAGUGAAGAAUCGGCGAGGUUGUAUUGCAAACCGUCUGACCUGAGCUGUACCGCUGAUCGUCCGCUUUUACUCGAACCGAUACUUGAGCCCCUCGUAAAAAAUGCUCAUUUCGUGAUCUGUUUUACACGCCCACAACGUCAAAUGUUUUCUGCUAAAAACCUCAAGUUGACAAUGAGUGAAAUUACGGAAAAACUUGGUCAUCGAUUGGAAGAGGUGAAGAAAGCAUUAUUGAAAGUCAAUCCAAAGAUUGAACUCAUGGUUGAAACUGGCUGGCCAAGUAAAGGAACAAGUUCGAAUGGAUCCCCAAAUUCAGUGAAAAAUAUGCACGAAUAUUGGGCCUACAUGAUCAAGUGGGCCGUAAGGCAGCGGCUAAGGAUUUUUAUGUUUGAGGCAUUUGACGAGCCCUGGAAGUCUGAUCUGACCUUGUCAGGACGAAAUGUAAGCAAUGGUUUGUGUGGGUCGGAGGAUCACUAUGGAUUAUGGAGAAGAAAGGACAACUCAAUUCCGGCCGAGUAUCAAAUGAAGGGCGGCUCAUUGCUGAACUUUACAGUUUAUGAUACAAACUACACUCAUUCUAUAAUCGAGCCAGGAUUUCCUGAAGGAUGCCAGCUUGAGGAAAAUGUAGACUCACCUCGUGGAAAAGUUCUAAUAAUUGCGAUAAGCAUUACUGGAAUUGUGUUUGGUUUAAUGAUCUUCGGGUUGGGGUAUAUGGCUUUCCGCUUGAAACUUAUGAAAAAGAAUUCCCAUCUACAACUCAGCCAAAAAUAUCUAGAAAUAUUCCUGCAUGGAAAUGAAUCUGGGGGCAAAGAAAAUUUGAUAGAAAACGACGACUACCAGAUAAUUGCGCUUCAAUUUCCAUACGACAAGAGGAAAUAUGAAUUGGCCAAGGGAAGUUUUAAAAUAGAUUUGUCUAAUCCAAUCGGAAAAGGCCAGUCAGGAACAGUUUAUCUUGGGCAGAUCGAUGGAUACCCGGGACCCAUCGCUUUCAAGUCCUCUGAUAGCUCAAACAGUAUUCUAGACAUUAAAAAUUUUCUCUCUGAAAUCAAAAUUAUGAGUUACAUUGGGCACCAUGAAAAUAUCGUUUGUCUAAUUGGAGCUUACACUGAGAAAUUGGAGAGAGGUAUUGUCAAUUUGGCUCUCGAAUAUUGCGUUCUUGGAAGCUUAGAUAAAUUUCUACUGGGGAAGGGCCAGUACGCGUCUCAUGAGUCGACCAGUAUCAAAGAACAGUGUGAAAAUCUCAACUACGUCACAACAGCCUGUUUAGGAAGCCAGUCGUCGUCUUUAGCAUCCUCGUCAGAUCACGACGACGAAGAACAAGCCAGUAGACCAAUCACUUUUGAUUUAAUGACCAUGUUUAAAUGGAGUUACCAAAUUGCAAAUGGGAUGGAAUAUUUGGCAAGUAAAAAGGUCGUCCAUGCUGAUCUCGCAUGUAGAAAUAUUCUACUAACCAGUGAUAUGACCAUUAAAAUUACCGACUUUGGUUUAUCCAGAAAGUUGUAUUCUGAAAUAACUCCAGCGUUGGUGUUUGAGUGCGAUGUUCCCCUCCCUUGGCGAUGGAUGGCUCCCGAGAGUUUGCGCAAGCUAGUGUUCUCAACAGAGAGCGACGUCUUUUCCUUUGGGGUAACCAUUUGGGAAAUCUUCACAUUGGGCGACGUGCCUUUUGCUGGUUUGACAUUUUGUAAUCAGUUUGUAAGCGAUUUGGAGGGGGGAAUGCGACUGGAGGAAGCAAAAUACGCAACCGAUGACUUACUUGAUCUUUUGGACGAGUGUUGGGCAUUUCAUCCAAAUGAAAGACCUAAUUUUACAAGGUUGAAGGAGGAUCUGAGCCGUCUUUUGUAGUGUUAUCUUUGAGACAUAAUAUAUAAUGGUUUUCUACAUUAGUUAGUUUUAAGUACUAUAAUUAAGUAUACAUCCUUGUACAAAUAUAGUGAAAUAUCCAGACUAGAAUCAAUGCAUCUUUUCUAUUUCUACACGUACAGCGUUAGUAAUUAAGUGACACAUUAUCUGCAUUUGAGUGUUCUGUUGGCCAAUUUAUUUAUACAUAAAAGUAGACUUCGCCAUCAUCUAAUCUUCAAUAAAAUGGAUGCAGAUUACAGACUGAUCAGACAAAAUAAA